Haemonchus placei is the source of this 2319-nucleotide messenger RNA. The record is from the annotation of a GenBank genome assembly. NCBI's taxonomy places the organism in Eukaryota, Metazoa, Nematoda, Chromadorea, Rhabditida, Trichostrongylidae.
AUGUCAGACGACGAAGAUCGCGAUUAUUCACAUCUUCAGUCAGAAAAGAAUCGUAAACAAAAAAAGGCCGGAGGAUGGCAGGCGAUGGGAUUGGAUCAUACCGUAUUCAAAGGAAUAGAAAAGAAAGGAUACAAACAACCGACACCUAUCCAGCGAAAAACCAUUCCAUGCAUUCUGGAUGGUAAAGAUGUAGUGGCAAUGUCACGUACAGGCAGUGGGAAAACAGCCGCAUUCGCUAUCCCACUUCUGCAGCAACUAAAAAGACGAGACACUAGGGGUAUACGUGCUCUUUUGGUAUCGCCUACAAGGGAACUCGCACUGCAAACAUUUAAAGUUGUUAAGGAGUUGGGGCGUUUUACGGGUCUUCGAUGUGCUGUUCUGGUCGGCGGAGAUGCUAUUGAAGAUCAGUUCUCCAGUAUUCAUGAGAAUCCUGACAUAUUAAUUGCAACACCUGGUCGUCUCCUUCACGUUAUAGUAGAAAUGGAUCUACGACUCAGUUCAAUACAGUAUGUCGUGUUUGACGAAGCCGACCGGCUUUUUGAAAUGGGAUUUCAAGACCAGUUAACGGAGACCCUCAAGCGAAUACCGGAAAAGAGACAAACCCUUCUCUUCUCGGCCACUUUACCGAAAAUUCUCGUGGAUUUUGCGAAAGCUGGACUUUCGGAUCCUAUGUUAGUUCGUCUCGAUGUCGACGAGAAAAUCUCUGAACGUCUCUCUAUGGUGUUUGCGACAUGUAGAGCUGACGAGAAACUUGCCGUAUUGUUGCAUUUAUGCCGACAAAUGGAUGCUGAACAGAAACAAACUGUCGUGUUCUGUGCGACGAUGAAACACGUGGAAUAUGUGGUCGGGAUAUUAAAUCGAGCUGGUGUUGAUACUUCCUUUAUAUUUAGUCAACUUGACGCCACUGCACGGAAACUGAAUAUUGCCAGGUUUACGGAAAAGAAAAGCAAUAUCCUCAUUGUUACCGAUGUAGCCGCUCGUGGUGUUGACAUCCCUCUGCUCGAUACGGUGAUCAAUCUCCAUUUCCCGCCGAAGGCAAAACUAUUCGUCCAUCGUGUUGGUCGUGUAGCUAGGGCUGGCCGAAGUGGUACGGCAAUAUCACUGGUUGCUCCCGAUGAAAUGCCAUAUUUAGCAGAUCUCUUCCUAUUUUUGGGAAAACCCAUGCGAUUCGCGCGAGACGAUGACAAAUAUGAAGAGGAAACUACUCUGAUUGGGAAAACACCUGGAAACGUGAUUGCACUUGAAGCGGAAUUUUUCAAUUCCAUUCAUGACAAUAAUGAAGAAAUGCUGGAUCUUCGACAGAAAGCUACGAAUGCUAUGAUGCGGUAUAUUCGCACUCGUCCACCACCUUCGGCUGAAUCAGCCAGACGAGUUAAAGAAGAGUUAAAGGUGGCUGAAUGUUCCGCACAUCCAUUCCUACGUAUUGCUCAGGAUACGCAACAGUACUCUAUACUGAACAAACUGGCAAAAUACAAGAGCUGUGCUACAAUUUUCGAGCUGAACGUUGGCAGCAAAUCUCAUUCUGCUGCUGUUAUGAAAGAAAAACGUCGUCAGCACCAAGAACGCAUUCGUCAAGUUGAGGAAGAGAAAGCUCGAAAAACGGAAGACGGAGGUCAGGAGAAAGUGACUGAUGUUUCGAACACUGAGAACGCAGAUGAAUCAGCGGUGUUCACUGAAGUAGUGGGACGCGGAGGUCACAACAGCGAAACCAGCAAAAACAAAACUUCAAAAAGGAUAGACAAAGCCGAGGAGCGAAGAAGAGAAAAGGUUCGAAAGGCUAGGAAUUUUGUGGCUUAUUCUGCGGCGGAUCAUGAAUCCGAGAAGCAUUUAGCUUUGGAGAAGGUGGACUUUGCCAAGCAAGUUGAUAAUGCGACUGUGGAGAUAUUCGCUGAUGACGAUAAAGGAUUGUAUAAGCAGAAGCACGCAAAGCGAUGGGAUCGUAAGAAGAAGCGAUUCGUUGGAGUAGAAGGUGAUGGGCAAAGCAUAAAGAGGAUCCGUACAGAGGAUGGAACCUGGCUUCCAGCUUCCUACAAAACUGGUCGGUAUGAGGACUGGAAGAGUCAACAGAAGAUCGGGUAUAAAAAGGUAAAAAUCGAACAGGAGGCGGGAACCUCGGGUAGCAAGAAGUCCUCCACUUUCAAUAAAUGGAAGGGACCAAAGUCUGAGCUCCGAAAUGUAAGCCAAAUUAAGAAGAUUCGAAAGAAAUCUGCGAAACUGCAGGAGUACAUGGAACAUCGAAGACAAGAAAAUCUCAAAAAGAAAGCUGCUCGUGCAGGUGGGGCGAAGCAUGGUGGUGGAAAGCGAAGGAAAAAGGCUUGA